UCGCACGGGGCUCGGACGGGGCUCGGGGGUCGCGGCGGGGCCCCCCGGGCCGGGGCGAUGCCCCCCUGCAGCCGCACGGACUGAGCCGGGGCCGGCCCGUGCAUGGCCCAGCCAUGGAGGUGGUGGACGAGACGGAGGCUCUGCAGCGCUUCUUCGAAGGUCACGACAUUAAUGGAGCUCUGGAGCCAUCCAACAUUGACACCAGCAUCCUGGAAGAGUACAUCAGCAAGGAAGACUCUCCAGAGAUCUGCUUCCCUGAGAUCCCUGCUCCCGCCAGCUACACACACCCCCAGCCCUCCAGCUCCGCCGGCAUCCCCGCGCCUCCCGCCAGCUCCAUCAGCAGCGUGAGCAAUCCCUCUCCCAGCGCUCCCCUCCACCUCCCUCCCGCCGGCAGCCAGCUCCCCAUCCGGCAUGGUCCUCUCCUGGCCAAUCCCUGCGGAGCCGCCUACGGAGCUCACCUCAACUGCAACAACAACAAUGGGAUGGUGGUGCCCAAGGGCUUCUUGGGUGGCCACUGCCUGAACAACGUGGUCCCUCCAAUCAAAUCAGAGCCCAAGGCCUCCUACGCACCUGGUACUUUGCCAGACUCUCCCCCGGAUUCCGGAUCGGAAGCCUACUCCCCUCAGCAGGUGAACGAUCCUCACCUCCUCCGGACCAUGACUCCCGAAAAUAUGUGUCACAUGACUCCCCCUUCCCGCCUGGAGCACCCUCCUCCUCCGCCGCCUCCUCCUCCACCCCCUCACCUCCAGGGUCCCCCCCCGCCACCCCCACCGCCCCCUCACCCCCUGCAGCCACAGCACAAUUCCCACUUUCCCGGCCUGCAGCGGGAUAUGUUCCUGAAGGCCGAGCCCCUGAUGCCUCCGUACAGCGUCGGGCCGGGAAUGGCGCCCGCCGAGCUCCACCAUGCCCAGCAAUCCCAGAUGCUGCACCAGCUCCUCCAGCAGCACGGAGCAGACCUCCCGGUGCAUCCCGCCAAGAAGCGGAAACACUCCGAGUCCCCCCCCAACACCCUCAACGCCCAGAUGCUCAACGGGCUGAUCAAGCAGGAGCCGGGAAUGGGAUCGGUGCCGCUCAAUCCCGAUCGCGUCCAGACGCCUCCCUGGCACCAGCCGGGAGCGCUCUCUCCAGGCCUGAUUCAGGAUAAUGACAGCCUGAAUGGCUCCUACCUGGAUCCCAACUUCCAGUCCAUCAAGUGGCAGCCACACCAGCAGAACAAGUGGGCAACUCUGUACGAUGCCAACUACAAGGAGCUCCCGAUGCUCACGUACCGCGUGGAUGCCGACAAGGGCUUCAACUUCUCCGUGGGAGAUGACGCCUUCGUGUGCCAGAAGAAGAACCACUUCCAGGUCACCGUGUACAUCGGAAUGCUCGGCGAUCCCAAGUACGUGAAGACGCCCGAGGGCCUGAAACCCUUGGAAUGCUUCUACCUGAAGCUGCACGGAGUGAAGCUCGAGGCCUUGAACCAGUCCAUCAACAUCGAGCAGUCGCAAUCAGACCGCAGCAAACGGCCCUUCAACCCCGUCACGGUGAACCUCCCCCCAGAGCAGGUCACCAAGGUCACUGUGGGGCGGCUGCACUUCAGCGAGACCACGGCCAACAACAUGAGGAAAAAAGGCAAACCCAACCCAGACCAGAGGUACUUCAUGCUGGUGGUGGCCCUGCAGGCACACGCCCAGAACCAGAACUACACACUGGCAGCUCACAUCUCCGAGCGGAUCAUCGUCCGGGCUUCCAACCCGGGGCAGUUUGAGAGCGACAGUGACGUGCUCUGGCAGCGGGCGCAGCUCCCAGACACCGUGUUCCACCACGGCCGCGUGGGAAUCAACACGGACCGCCCGGAUGAAGCCCUGGUGGUCCACGGCAACGUGAAGGUCAUGGGGUCCCUGAUGCACCCUUCGGAUGUCCGAGUGAAAGAGGACAUCCAGGAGGUGGACACCACAGAGCAGCUGAAGCGGAUCUCCAGGAUGAGGCUGGUGCACUACAACUACAAACCCGAGUUUGCAGCCACGGUGGGCAUUGACAGCACCUCUGAGACAGGUGUCAUCGCUCAGGAAGUGAAGGAGAUUCUGCCAGAAGCUGUGAAGGACACUGGGGACCUGGUCUUUUCCAAUGGGAAAACCCUGGAGAACUUCCUGGUGGUGAACAAGGAGCGGAUCUUCAUGGAGAACGUGGGAGCCGUGAAGGAGCUGUGCAAGCUCACGGAUAACCUGGAGACACGGAUCGAUGAGCUGGAAAGGUGGAGCCACAAGCUGGCCAAGCUCAAGAGGCUGGACAGCAUGAAGUCAACUGUGAGCUCUGGAGCCUUCAGCCAAACUGGGAGCCAGUUCAGCCGGGCAGGAAGCGUGCCCCACAAAAAGAGACCCCACAAAGUCACCAGCAAGUCUCCGUCGGUUGUCCCGGAGCAGGCCUGCAUCAGCCAGCGCUUCCUUCAGGGCACCAUCAUUGCCCUGGUCAUCAUCAUGGCCUUCAGCGUGGUGUCCAUGUCCACGCUCUACGUGCUGAGCCUGCGCAGCGAGGAGGAUCUCGUGGACAUCGAUGGCUCCUUUGCUGUACCCACUGCCUGUCUCCUGGCCCUCUUUCGGCAUGGGGGUCCCGGAAUUCCGGUCGCUCUGUGUCCACGGUCAAGCCAGAACAUUGACAAGACGCAGACAGUGCGAUCCACGGCCACAUCCAAUGGAGCCAGCAGCAGGACCCCCCCAGAGCACGUCCCAGAUGAAACACAUGGAGUAGCCCUUGGCAUUCCCGGUCACGGUGUGCUGGCUUGUUUCAGCCCUCCCUGUUUUUCCUCGUGCUGCUCCAUUGCUCCCACUGACAUCUCCAUUGUCCCCUCGGAGACCAGCCCUGCCCAUGCCACCAACCGGACAGACCAAAGCCAGCCCUCCCUCCUGCCAGUGACAAAUAUCAAAGCCAAAUCCAGGGGCAUCACCGGGAAAUCCACCUCCUACACCAAGUGGCCAAAGACUCCUGACAGGUCUCAGAGCUUCGGCAGCCCCAAUGCCAGCCCCUCCUCCCCCUUCUCCCACAUCCAGGGCAAAUCCAAGUACAUCUCCAACCUCUCGCUCUCCCGCAGCAACUCCCGGCAGCAGCGCAGCCUCCGGCAGCCGGUGAGCGAGUGGCCCCGCACGGAGCAGCCCAGCACGGAUGGGCCAAGCCCGGUGCUGCAAUCCAUCCGGAUCCUGGAGAUCAACCUGGCCAUCCAUUCCCAGUACUGUGCCGCUGCCGACGCCUGCAGGACUGGGAAUUUCAGCUACCGCAUUCCUGUGAGCCAGCGGACGGCCGUGAACACCAACCUGACCCUGGAGAUGAACUCCUCCUCCACUGUGUCCAUCUCCCUUUGUGACCUUGUCUCCAGUGAUCCCUGCCAGGAUUCUGUGAGCGGGAACAGCUCCACUGACUCCACAGAUGCACAGGACACCACGCACCGCUGGCCUCUGGUGAUGCUGUCCUUCCGGGAGUUUUCCUACCACUUCCGAGUGGCGCAGCCGGGCCGAGCUGACUGCGGCACUUCCCUGGAGCAGCUGGGACACCUCUUCACUGACUAUUAUUUCCAGUUCUACUGGCUCUGUGAGUGAGUCCUGGCAGCACCAGUGCCCUCUGCUCGGAGACAGGAGGGGAACUGGUGCCACUGGGAGCCUCCCGAAUUCCCUGCUCCACUGGCCCCCAGCCCCACCUCAUCCCCGUGUCCUGCGGCAGCUCCGGAGCUGGAAUGGUGAUGGCUGGAGACACUGAAGCUCAGGACAGACAAGACCUAAAAGCCACCAACAGCCCUGUGGUGGCUCCUGGGGGGACCUUGCACCAAUUCCCAGCAUCCCACAACCCUCUCCUUCCGUUAUGGGGAUGUUUGUGUCCUCCAUCACUUCCCCUUCCCCUUCCAACACUGGAUUUGGAAGCAUCACACCGGACUGAGCGUGGACAGCUCUGCCACAUCUCAGAGGGAUGCUCCUUCCAUGGACAGGAGCCCCAUCCCGGUGCUCCCAGAUGUCCCACAUCAGUUCUUCACAACACUGGAAGUGCUUCAACACUGGAGCCCUUUCCAAGAGCCAAAUGCUGGAGUUUGGCCUGGAAAGGACGGCUGUGCCUGGACCUACUGGAAGUUCUACACUGGAGUUGCUGUUCCUUCUGCUUGGCCCAGGGCCACUUCCCACAGACUUCCCAGAGACUCCCGGACCUGCCAAUGGACACGUUCCUCUAGGAACAACUGGAGAAGGAGCAACUUUGACGUCAUCCCCCUCUCUUCUUUGUGCUCUUAAAUCCCAUAUCCAUGGGAGAUAGCUAGGUCUGGAUGGAUAAAACCCCGACUCAAGCUGCUGCUGAGGCCAUGCCGCACCUGAGGACACUUGUCCCCAAGCCAGGGGUGACAAAUGACCGGGACUUACCCACAUUAAGUGUGGUAGGAUCCGCUUUUAUCCGCUUGGAAGCGGUGUGUACUGAGCUGCCUGGUCGGCUCUGGAGCCAGUGCCAACCUCUGCCCAGAUGUGCAGCACUGGCAAAGCCUGGAGUGCCCUGCGGAGCAAGGCUAAGUCCCUGGGAACACCAGGAUCUGUGUCCAGGCGGGAUCUCUGCCUCAGGAGAGGGGUGGUGUUCUCCCAAAAGAUGGGAUGGCAGCAGCUGCAGGCUGUCCCUGCCCUCACAGAGUUACGCUGGGGGGAUUUGGGAUAUUUUACUGUUACAAGUCCUUAACUUGCUAAACUACUGAAUUCUUGUGGGGUUUAAGGCGUAAAAAAAAACAGGAAUUUCCUUCUGGCCCCAUUGAGCCACGUGUGUCCUGUGGGAAAGCCAAGUGGCUCCCUGUGCUUCCUCCUCCCCAUCCUGCUCCUCAUGCUACAGAGGAGUUGUCUGCGUUCUGGAGGCUCAGCCACCUCCAGGUUAUUCCAAGAUGGAUUUCCCUGAGGAAACAAGUGAGAGGGAAAUGCCACAUGCUGAUCCUAAGGACACUCUAAAUCUGCUCCAGAAAAACAAAGAUGGGUUUUAUCCAGGUAAAGUGGUGGUUCCUGGGCACAUCUGGUUUUAUCUCCCAUCAUCCCCCUCCUGAGCUUAUCCCAGCAAAACAGCCCUGAAAUUCCUGGUGAUGUCACUUGGAUUUGGCAUCUGCCCCCAAGAAACUGUUUGAAGGGAGCUUUCAAGGCCUGGAAACACUGAAUUAUAGUUACUAAAAUCCACUGAAUCCUGGGAAGCAGGGAAUAGUGGGUGAGCAGGGCAUUCCGAGCACCCAAGCAGUUGGAAAAAAAACAGUUUUGGACAGCUCAGUGGGACAACAGGAUGCCCCAAGGCUUGGGAAUACCUAUGCACAAGCAGGGGGGCUCCAUGCUCAGCAGGAUUCUCUGUUUUUCCCUGAAAUUGGGAAGAAAACACCAGGAUGUAGCUGAGUGCUCUUCCCUCCACCUGCCCUGAGCAAUUUUUCCUGGUUUUAAACUGGGAAGUGACUUCCUUGGCAGGUUGUUCCCUUGGCAAUCAGUGGCUCAGGCUGGCACCUCCUUCCUCAGGUGAGUGAUGCCAAGCUGGGAUAAAAGCCCCUGAAGAGGAAACAGGGAAUGCUGGGGAGGCCAGAGCCUGCAAUCACCACCCCCCCUCAGCCAAGACACCCCAGUACAUUCCACCCCACUCCUGAGGGAAGGAAUCAAUCAGUGGUGGCCCAGGAGGAGUUGGGAUCUCUCAGGUGUCCCCAGGAUGCUCAACCAUGGGAUUUAGGGAGAUUCCCAACAAACCAAGUGCCUGGAAACAUCUCUAGUGCCUUUUUCCUUAUGGAACAGCCCCAAGGAACAGUGUUUUCCCACAUAUAUUCCCAAAUGCUGCAUCAGACGUGGUACCUGGGUGGUUUAACUGGGAUGUGGAAAUUCCUAGAGUGCCAAAGGCAGCCCUACCCACAUGGAGCUGGCAGAAAUCCCUGGGAUCAGGAGAGGACAGGGAUUCAGGAUGAAGUUUUUAGUGUCAAUAUUACCUUAUGUCUUAAAGUGGCACAGGUUGCCCAGAGAAGUUUUGGAUGUUCCAUCCCUGGAAGUGUUCCAGGACAGGUUGGAUGGGUUUGGAGCUGCCUGGACUAGUGGAAGGUGGGUGGGACUGAAUGGGCUUUAAGGUCCCUUCCUACCCAAACCAUUCCAGGAUUCCAUGAUAAAAAUCAUCCACCAGCUGCUUCCCAGUGAGGCAGCAACGAGCUCCAAAGGGGUUCCGAACUGUAAAAUGAAGGAGUCAUGGAAUUGCUUCCAGGCCCAUGGAAACAGCUGUCUGCAUGGAUUUCCCCCCCAAAACACAUCUCUGCCCCUUCCCUGUCCCCAAUCAGAACCAAGAGAGUUCACAAUCAGGCCUUUCCCCACGUGGGACAGAGGGAAUUCUGAGCCGGCCUCUCCAGCUUGGGGAAAUCCCUCCCUAUCCAGCGGCAAAGAGACAUUCCUGGCAGGAAAGAAGACAAAAGGGUGGAGAACGAGGCUGUUUGGGAGUUGUUUCAAAAGCAAAUUCCCAACUCUUCUGUCCUACUGUUGGAGCUUAAAGCCUGUAAAUAGAGACUAUGGCACCACUGGAAGAAUUAAGGAAAAAAAAAAACACCACGUAAAGCACUAAUUUUGUUGGUUUAAAUGUUGCUGCCACAGCUUUAAUCACUGUAUUUUGCCAGCCAGUUUGUAGAGUCGCAUUUGUAGCAGGUUAUUAUUGAUUCCUCGUUUUUAUUUGUGGGGAACAAGCGUGGUUUCCCUCUUUUCUUCCUGAUUUAUAUUUAUAUUUUGCUGAAUUUGAGGGCUGAGUUUCCGGAUUCCCCGGAUUUUUUUGUUUGUUUGUUUUGUUUUGCUUAUUUAGACUUUGUUUUAUGCUGGAGGUAAAUGUGCCCAUAUGAAUAAAAUAUAUAAAUACUGCUUUGUAUCCAA
Vidua chalybeata is the source of this 6854-nucleotide messenger RNA. RefSeq names its product myelin regulatory factor (gene MYRF). The transcript has 27 exons. Gene Ontology annotation, molecular function: DNA-binding transcription factor activity; sequence-specific DNA binding. Bases 114 to 3572 code for a protein of 1152 amino acids. Lineage: Eukaryota; Metazoa; Chordata; Aves; Passeriformes; Viduidae. Gene Ontology annotation, biological process: positive regulation of DNA-templated transcription; protein autoprocessing; central nervous system myelin maintenance. The record is from RefSeq and is a predicted model, not a curated record. Gene Ontology annotation, cellular component: nucleus; endoplasmic reticulum membrane.